This is a messenger RNA of Staurois parvus, 612 nucleotides long. The record is from the annotation of a GenBank genome assembly. NCBI's taxonomy places the organism in Eukaryota, Metazoa, Chordata, Amphibia, Anura, Ranidae.
AUGGUUUAUCUAGGAAAAAAUGUGCAUCUAUCACACGACGAUGAUGACUACAGAGAUGAAAUUAAAGUGUUUCAGCAGCACUGCGGCGGAGAGAACCUCUGUGUUUAUAAAGGGAGACUUCUGGAAGAAGAGAAUUUCAGUUUGGUCUCCAGGCGUCACCGUGGCUUCCCGUUUAGCCUCACCUUCUACAUUAAUGGGAUCCAGGUGGACCGUUUAAGCUCAUGCUGUGAGUACAAACACCGCAAAGGAGCGCGCCUCGGAGGCAAAAAUGGGUAUUUUGGAAUCAUCAACGUCGAAGGAGCUUCUCCUUGUUACAGAUGUAUCAUUGCCAUGGGCCUAGAUAAAAAGCCAUCUCCCCCACCUCCAAAGAGCAAGCACGCCCUUGAUGAGAAUGGGGAGCAGGAGGAGAAACCAGAGGAAGAACAGAAUGACAAAUCAGACAUGGAGGAUGAGCCUACGGAGAGAUGCUACGAUGAGCCUGAUGAUAAAUUGGGACAGGAAAGGUCUGUCCACGAGGAUGGCGAUCCAAAGGAAGGUAAAUCAAAUAUGGACUAUGAAGAGGAUGGAGAGGAGGAGGAAGAAGAAGAUGUGGAGAAUAAGGACAUCAAGACA